Molecule: messenger RNA, 3828 nt
Organism: Leguminivora glycinivorella
Lineage: Eukaryota; Metazoa; Arthropoda; Insecta; Lepidoptera; Tortricidae
Product: xanthine dehydrogenase/oxidase-like
Exons: 18
Coding region: 1-3762 (1253 amino acids)
Molecular function (GO): oxidoreductase activity; 2 iron, 2 sulfur cluster binding; iron ion binding
Source: RefSeq, a predicted model, not a curated record
AUGGAUCGCGUCGAAUUUCGCGUCAAUGGCGAACUCCAAUCGGUUGGCAGCGACGUGCGCUCAGACCUGUCCCUGCUGGAGUACCUGCGCGUGCGCUGCGAGUUGCGCGGCACCAAGUACCUGUGCCGGCAGGGCAGCUGCGGCGCGUGCGUCGUGGCUGUCGCUAGACCUGGAGAGCAACAGCAUGCUGUCAACUCUUGUUUGGUGUCAGUGACGUCAUGCCAAGACUGGGAGAUCACGACGAUAGAGGGCGUUGGUAACAGACUAAAGGGCUACCACCCCAUACAGAAGACCCUCGCUAAGCUCAACGGUUCACAGUGCGGGUACUGCUCGCCGGGAUGGGUCAUGGCUAUGUACAGUUUGCUUCAAUCCAGACGACACCUUACUAUGCUAGAGAUAGAGAAGUCUUUUGGAAGCAACAUUUGUCGAUGUACCGGUUACAGGCCCAUCCUUGAGGCUUUCAAGAAGUUUGCCAGUGACGCCCCUGAACCACUACUGGAUAUAGAAGACUUGGAUAUUUGUCGUAAAACAGGCAAAUCUUGUCGAAAGGACCGCUGCGAAGACGAUUGGUGCUUAGUCGACGCUACAGACAUCGAGGUUCCAAAGACUAUAGAGUUCCAACUAAAAGAUGGAAAGAUCUGGACACGAGUGCAGACAGUGAGGGAAAUCUUUGACGUGCUGAAAAGGAGAGGAGACGAUGAUUACAUGCUUGUUAACGGGAAUACUGCUAAAGGAGCCUACCCAAUCCUCGAAUACCCUCGCCUUUUGAUCGACAUCAGCGCUGUCCAGGAGUUGCGUGGCUACCGUCUGGACCAGAACCUAGUGCUGGGCGCCGGCUCCACGCUCACGGAGACCAUAGACCUGUUCCAGCAGCUGGCCAGGGACGAGUUCUGGUAUCUGGAGAGGAUGAGGCGGCACCUGCUGCUGGUCGCGCAUGUUCCUGUCAGAAAUAUAGGAUCGCUUGCUGGCAAUUUGAUGCUUAAACACAAACACCGAGACUUUCAGUCAGAUGUGUUCCUUUUAUUCGAGGCCGUGGGAGCUCUUCUGACUAUAAUAGACGGGAGAGGAGCUGUAAUAAAAGUGACGCCGAUGCAAUUCCUCGAUGUGGACAUGAGAGGAAAAGUUAUCGUUAACAUUCUACUUCCACCUAAAAGCCGCAAUUAUGAAUUUAUUACAUUCAAGAUCAUGCCUCGCUCCCAAAAUGUCCACGCCAUGGUUCACUCCGCCUACUUAUUCCACCUAACCACAGAAAAAACUGUCAUCAACGCCCGUUUAGUAUACGGAGGCUUAAGCCCUGACUUCAUCCAUGCCAAGAAUACAGAGAGAUUCCUCAUCGGAAAGAACCUGUUCAGUAACGAGACUUUACAAGGAGCUCUUCAGAUCUUGGAGCAAGAGUUGGUGGUUGUCCCGAAUCCGCCAGAACCUUCGGUGGAGUAUAGGAGGAAUCUGGCUGUUAAUUUAUUCUAUAAGGGCUUGCUGUGCCUCUACCCAACGAGUACUUUGAGCCCUCGUGUGGCGUCAGGGGGAGUGACGCUAAGAGACACACGCCCCGUCUCCCAAGCGAGCCACUUUGUGCCCACCAACCCAGCUUUGUACCCGUUGAAUGAACCUAUACCAAAAGUUGAGGCUUUGAUCCAGUGCGCUGGUGAGGCUCCAUAUACUGAAGACCUGCCGCGACUGCCACACGAGGUGUUUGGGGCUUUCGUGCUAGCUCGCAAGUUCGGCGAUAUCGCCCGGAUCGACCCUAGUGAGGCCUUGAAAUAUCCAGGCGUGCUAGCGUUCUAUUCUGCCAAAGAUAUUCCCGGCGUCAACUCCUUUACGCCAGGUGAUUUAUAUGGCUACGUAAAGUUAGAAGAAGUAUUCUGUUCUGGCCACGUAAAGCACCACGGACAAGUUCUCGGACUAAUCGUUGCUGAGUUAAGGGCUAUUGCUGAUUUCGCUUCAAAACUUGUGAAGGUCGAAUAUAAAAAUGUAAAGAAACCUGUAACCGAUGUGAAGAAAGUGAAACAUGAUCCAAAUAGAACUACACUGCUUAGAGAAUUUAAGGGAGAAGAUAGGGGUAAGGAUGUGGUGAAAGAGAUAAAAGGUGAAGAAACUAUAUAUCAGCAGAUGCAUUUUAGUAUUGAAACGUUAGUGAGCGUGGCGAUACCUACGGAGGAGGGGUUGGAGGUGCGCUGUGCUACGCAGCAUAUGGACUUAGUGCAGCUCAUGAUCUCACGCGCUCUUAAGCUACAUGAGAAUAAAAUAGACGUGUAUGUCCGGCGUCUAGGCGGAGCGUAUGGGCUGAAACUAUCACGUGCCAAUCAAGUCGCCGUAGCCAGCGCGUUGGUAGCUCUCAAACUUAAUCGGCCCUGCCGGGUCUUGCUGCCAGUAGAGACAGUCGCUAAGGCUGUGGGGAAAAGACUGCCUUGCUCCAUUGAUUUUGAGGUAGCUGUCGACAAAUCAGGCAAAAUCCAAUAUUGCAACGAAUAUCUAUAUCAAGAUCAUGGUUACUUCUACAAUGAUACGGCAAUUACUGAUGGUGUCUUCGGGUCAUACCAGAACUGCUACAACCGCUCGCGAUGGAACUGCAAAGUCUUUAGUUCGACCACAGACACCGCUGUUAAUACGGCGGCUAGGGGGCCAGGUACCUUAGAAGCCGUUGCUUGCGCCGAAUUUAUUUUAGAAAGAAUAGCUUAUGAGAUGUCCUUAGACCCUGCUGAAGUUCGCCUGGUCAAUGUAGACCCGAAAUAUGCAAAUACUAUGAGGGAAAUGUUUACGAAACUAAACAAGGACGCAGAAUAUGCAAGAAGGAGAAGACUUGUAGAUAAAUACAACACAGAAAACAGAUGGAAGAAACGGGGGCUUAGAUAUUCUUUUAUGAGGUUCUCUCCUUUUUUGCCUGCAUAUUUCGAUGUAAACUUAACGGUUUUUCAGGAUGAUGGCUCAGUUGCUAUAGUCCACAGUGGAAUAGAAAUGGGCCAAGGAGUUAAUACUAAAGCUGUUCAGAUCGCUGCAUAUUUUCUUGGGAUACCGAUGGAGAAAAUUCAGAUUAAAGCGAAUGUUACUACGUUUGCUCCAAAUGCGAUAUUGUCAGCGGGUAGUGUGACGUCCAUGAAUAUUGGGAUAGGGGUACAGCAGUGCUGCGAAGAGUUGUUGAAGAGGUUAGUUCCCAUAAGAUCGAAGAUGGUGAAUGCUACUUGGGAGGAGGUGAUCAAAGCAGCGUUCUUAGCCAACGUGGACCUGCAGACGCACGGGUUCGUACCUGAUGCUCCGAAUAGUGAUGCUUUUGGAGUGACGCUGACUGAAGUGGAGAUAGAUGUGCUGACAGGAGAAUGGGAACUGCUGAGAGUAGACCUGAUUGAAGAUGCAGGAUUAAGUGUCAGCCCGGGAAUUGAUAUCGGACAAGUAGAAGGAGCCUUCAUCAUGGGCCUAGGGUACUGGACGACGGAGCGGGUGGUGUUCGCAGUCGACACGGGCGAGGUGCUCACGGACCGUCCCUGGAACUACCACGUACCGUUAGCGAGGGACAUCCCGCAGGAUUUCCGCAUCUAUUUCAGGCAGAACUCUUAUUCGGAUAAACGGGUUCUUGGUGCUAAGGCGAUUGGUGAGCCACCUAUGUGCAUGUCAGUGUGCAUUGCCUUCGCGCUGCGAGAGGCAAUUGCUGCCGCCCGAGCUGAUGUCGGGAUACCCUCCACCCAGUGGUUCCAAAUAGAUGGACCCUACACAAGAGAAGCUAUACAGUUGCACACAGAAACGAAAUAUUGUGAUUUCACAUUUUAAUAAUUGUGAAACUUAAAAUGAAAUGUUCUAAAACAUAGAAUAUUACAAUAAAUGCGAGUAAUUUAU